GCGUAAUAUAUUCGCCCCAGCGCUUCAAAAUCAAGAAAGUUAAACCGACACCAGACGAGGAGAGGGACAGCCUUGUCAACAGCUCGGUUCUACGUUUGUUUUCUCACGUUUUCCGCCGUACUCUCGUACUGAUAUAUAGCUUUAUUAAGGAAAAUAAAGCUUGGGACUUACUACACUUUUGAAUUCGGCGUGUAUGGCCACCAUGUUAACGAUGAGUGCUGGACUAGCUCCUGGGGAAGAGGAGCAGUUUUACUCGCAUCUCAAACCUGCGCUGACUGGUGGUUUCCAAGGAGAGGGGUCCGUGCUGUUCACCGUGGAUACGAAGAACACAAUCUGUGGACGUACCGUAUCGAACGACUACACCCAGGCCAAGUCGGAGAUGGAUAAGUACCUGACGCCCCAGCCCUUCGUCGUUCCCGAAACCAAGAAGGUGCGGAGGGACAGCUCGUCCGUGAUGGACCAGUUCUUCGGCGAAGAGCAGGGCUCCCCCUACAGCAUCAACAUGAACGUCUUCCUGCCGGACAUCACGUACCUGCGGACGGGCCUGUGCCGGCCCCAGCGGCCCCAGGUGAAGACCGAGCCCACCCAGGCCUACCUGCACCCCAGCUGCCAGGGCGGCGGCCUCAACCCCACCCUCCCGGAGUUCACCAGCAUCUUCAGCCCGGCGCCCAGCGCCGCCGACAUCAACAGCAUCUUCAUCAAGCAGGAGAUGCCGUCCCUGGACAUCGGCCAGGAGGGGCCCCUGUACCAGCUGCUCAGCUCCGAGCUGGAGGGGCCGCUCUCCGGGGGCCCGGACACUCCCGGGGGCCUCUCCAUGGGCCCGUUCGGCGAGCUGCGGCACGGCCUGGCGCCCCAGCCGGCCGCGGGGAAGCCCUUCUGCUCCAUGCGCGACGGCGGCGGCGGGGGAGGGGGCGGCGGGGGCUACCCCCAGUUCUCCCACCCGCCCCCCCAGCAGAAGGCCGCCUACCUCCCCCCCUCGCCCCCCAGCUCGGAGCCCGGCAGCCCGGACCGGCAGAAGGAGCUGCUCCAGAACCUGUCGCCUCCGCCGUCUUACGCAGCGAGCAUCGCCUCCAAGAUGGGCGUGGCGCACCCCCCCAGCCUUCCUGCGGCCCUGCCCGUGCCCCAGCCCCCCUCCAUGCCCAUGCGCUACAACCGCCGCACCAACCCCGACCUGGAGAAGAGGCGGAUACACCACUGUGACUUCCCAGGAUGCAAGAAAGUGUACACGAAGUCGUCGCAUUUGAAAGCGCACUUAAGGACUCACACGGGGGAGAAGCCGUACAAGUGCACGUGGGAAGGGUGCGACUGGCGUUUCGCGCGCUCGGACGAGCUGACCCGGCACUUCCGCAAACACACGGGCGCCAAGCCCUUCCAGUGCGCCGUCUGCAGCCGCAGCUUCUCCCGCUCCGACCACCUGGCGCUGCACAUGAAGAGGCACCAGAACUAGCCCCCAAACAAACCCCCCGCCCCUGCCCCGCCCAAAACCCAGCACUCUGGCCACUACACAUGUCGAGUUUGUUUUUGUUUUUUUUUGUUUUUUAUGAUGUAUAAUCAAUCAUCUGUGGGGAACUGGAACUUUUUAUAUUUAUAAUGAUUUAGUGCAUAAACCGUGCAAUUUUUUAGUUUUUUGCCGUUUUGGAAAUUGGAAAUGUAUUUAAAGCCAUCCAUUCACACUCCUUGGCUUUUUUUUUUUAUCAGUUGCCAUCUCAGUCUUAUUUUUCCAAGUGUAUAGCUGAAUAGUUUGGAUGCAAAAGUGUGAAGUCUUCUUGAUAGGAGAAUAUAUUUAGGUAUUCAAUUGUAAAUUAUUUUUUUGAUUUUUGACCAAAGCACCAGUUCAUUACAACGAGAGUGUUUCUGUAACACUGAGAGAUGGCUAAAGGAAUAAUGGCUCCUGUUGGCUUUAAGGCAUCAAACCAAAGAACAAAGCACGGAAUUUACUUGAACAUUUUAUUUUCCUCGUCAGUUUCACACAUUCGGCUUUGAGAAUAACGACGCGUGUGAACAUUUAAAGAAAUCGCGUACGUACAACGUCAAACGCUGAUGGUUGUGUUUUGGGACUGAAGCACACGCCUGUGUUUACUAACGUCUCGUAGCUUCUAAAACACUACACAAUUCAGGCUUCAACAAAUACUGUACACGUGUAAACCAAGUACGAUUUCCAACACUGCUUCCAGAUUUGCUCGUAAGCCAUUUACGGCCGUAUAUAACCCUUAUUGGAGUAACAUUGGGGCUAAUCUUGUCCCUUAAACUUGGUGCAGCCAUGAGCACUUUCAGAAUGAGUGUGGCCAUUUGCCCAAACAUUUUACCAGAUGAAAACGGUUUUGUGUUCUUACUGUACUUUUGACACCAUUUUCCUUUAUCCAAGUAAAAUGGAAAAUGUAACUGUCCAUUUUAGAGCACUGGAAUAAUCGCUAUAGGAACUGGGUUUGAGAUUUCCUCCACGGAAAAAAACAAAAACGGAACGCUUUUAUUUCAAACUGGAUGUAAAAUGUUGAAGUAUUUAUAACCUCAAGAGGGGAAAAAACAUCUCUUGCUACUGAACUUUAGUAAGGUAAUGAAUUAUUUAAAACCGUAUAGGGAUACAAAAAAGGGAUUGUAGAUGAGUGGGAUCAUACGAGUUUAAACGGAUGUAUUAUUUGUACAGACCUCUUUUUACACAUAUGCAUGCGACUGUUUAUUUUCAGAUUUAUGAAGCCAGCUGAAUGUAUAAAGGCGUAUUUGCAUUGUCUGUAAUAUGCAUUGUGAACACACAUUUCAUCCUAAGUGCCUUCUGAGGUUUUCUGAAAUGCAACUAAACUGCUAAAAGGUACUUUGGAAGACAGAGAUUGGAGAAGUUUCUCGUGGGGUUUACUUGUGGUAUGCUAUUAAACGGGACUGAACUGUUGCCUAUUCUUAGCUCUUUAAAACAGUUCGGUUCUUGACCGUAAAGUCUUUUUUGUUUUGUUUAUUUAUUGUGUCACUUAGUGAAACUAAAUCAUACGAGUAAGGUUGAUCAUUUUUGUGUAACUAAAAUGCCUUAAUGUAAAUACUUGGCAUCCAAAUGUAAAUAUUGUUUUUCAGAAGUGUUGGUUGCUCUCUUCCAAUCAUUUAAACAAACGGGCACAGCUGCCCUGCUUCUCAUUGUGUGACGUUUACGGUUUUAAAUUUCUCUGUUUUUAUAUCAUUGUUUUUGAAAAUGUUUGUGUAAACCGUACGAUGAGGUCCGCUCAAAUGGCUGUCCAAAACAUCCAUCGCUGUUAACAACUGAAUAAUAAAAAAAUAAAA
Conger conger (European conger) is the source of this 3264-nucleotide messenger RNA. It is a transcript of the gene klf5b, whose product is annotated as Kruppel like factor 5b. The transcript has 4 exons. Bases 194 to 1447 code for a protein of 417 amino acids. Gene Ontology annotation, molecular function: RNA polymerase II cis-regulatory region sequence-specific DNA binding; DNA-binding transcription factor activity, RNA polymerase II-specific. NCBI's taxonomy places the organism in Eukaryota, Metazoa, Chordata, Actinopteri, Anguilliformes, Congridae. Gene Ontology annotation, biological process: regulation of transcription by RNA polymerase II. The record is from RefSeq and is a predicted model, not a curated record.